Messenger RNA from Penicillium odoratum, 1392 nucleotides. Its product is annotated as putative RNA 3'-terminal phosphate cyclase. The transcript has a single exon. Gene Ontology annotation, cellular component: nucleus. The coding region runs from base 1 to 1392 and encodes 463 amino acids. The record is from RefSeq and is a predicted model, not a curated record. NCBI's taxonomy places the organism in Eukaryota, Fungi, Ascomycota, Eurotiomycetes, Eurotiales, Aspergillaceae. Gene Ontology annotation, molecular function: RNA-3'-phosphate cyclase activity. Gene Ontology annotation, biological process: RNA processing.
AUGGCAAACUUUCAGAGCCCAGUCCCCAGUGGAGACUCCCAGCCCCCACCAGGAUUCCCCCGCCACAUAGAGCUCGACGGGCGAACCCUUGAGGGCGGUGGACAGCUGGUCCGUAAUGCACUGGCGCUGUCAGCCCUUACAAGCCGAACGGUGACGAUCAAUCACGUUCGCGGGAACAGAGGAAAGCCGGGACUAAAGGCUUCACAUGCAGCGGCGGUCAAAUUGCUGGCUGAGAUCAGUCGCAGCAAAGUCAACGGUGGAGAAGUAGGAUCACAAUGCGUGACCUUUGAACCCAAAGCACCAGCGAGCGAUGAGUCUACCUCAUCAAACUUCCACAAAUCACCUUUAGUUUCUUUAUUGGAGUUGUCUGUGCAGCCUGAAUAUACCAUCCAGCUACCGACACCAGGCUCAGUUUUCUUGAUUUUCCAGGCCUUAUAUCCCUACCUUCUUCAUGUUGGAUCUCGAGCAGAAACAGAUUGCGUGAAAGUGACCAUCACAGGUGGGACGAAUGGGAGCAGCUCGCCAUCUUACGACUAUGCUUCGCAAGUCAUGGCGCCCAACUUUGCUCAACUUGGUCUCCCUCCUCUUUCGAUUGAUCUCCAUAAACGCGGUUGGACUAUAGGUCCGAUCGAGAUGGGGACCGUCACUUUUCAUGUUCAUCCCCUGGGCUCAAUCGUGAAUGAUGAGGGUGCCCCCGACACUCGUUUUCCACAGAUCAACAUCAUGGACUAUGAGCACGGGAAGAUUACGCAGAUUGAUAUCACUGUUCUUGCGCCAGACAGCAAGCUAUCAGGCGAAUCCAAAACUGUUCGCAAGUACAUUGAGAAGCAGACCCGUCGACGUCUACGUCAGGUCGUGCAGAUUAUGGAUUCAUCGAAUUUUGAUAUUCCAACGGAUCCAGAUUCCGAUCGUGCGGAUAUUGUGCCCAUCACGAUCCACACGUCAGAACCCACAACGCACAGGAGUCGAGUGUAUCUUCUUCUCGUGGCUCAUACAUCAACCGGUUUUAGGAUCGGAGUUGACGGUUUCAUGGGUAAUGAAAAGGCCUCAGGGCCUCCAAACAAGAAACACAAGAACGGCAAGAAAGCGAAGCAUCAUGAGACACGUGAUCAUCAGAUUCAAGCCCAUGAAAGUGUUACGAGCUGCAUUGAUGCCUUAAUUGAAGUCUUUGUUGAAGAGAUUUCCAAACAGGGCCGCGAUCCAGCCAAAGAUGCAAAGCGAUCAGUCUUGGAUUUGCACAUGAGAGAUCAGAUUGUUGUGUUUGAGGCUCUGGGCGAAGCCCACGGAGGAACUGACAAAACCAAGUCUCGACAACAGGAGGGCGAGCAAUAUUGGUCAUUGCAUACUCAGACUUCAAAAUGGGUGUGUCAGAAGAUGUUAGAGACGGAGUAG